ACCACGUGCGGGAGCGAAACCACCUGAACAUCCGCGGUGCGCAUUUCUGGCGCAUGCACAUCGCUGAUUUGACGUGCGGUGGUGCGUGCGUGCGUGCGUGUGUGCGUGCGCGCGCGCUCCUCUGACCGUCCUUCGUAUCCAACAUGACGUGCAUGCGGUCUGUCGCGCACUGAAUUCAGCAGCGUGCGGGCGGUGGCCACGUCAGGCGUGUCGCGCAGCUGUGCAGUUAUAACAGCCGGUACGAAGUCCCAUGAGUCGACUCGGCCUUCGCGCCCCUGCAGGCCACUUUUUGAAGGACGACAGCAUGCGAAUAUCCAAGGUGUUCACGGUGGCGCUGCGCAAGGCUUCGGGCGGCGGCCUGGGCCUCGGCAUACUGAAGGAUUGUGGCGGUUCCGCUGAGACUGGCUCUGUGCGGGUCCACGAACUUUACCCAGGACAGCCGGCGCAGCUCUGCGGUCGCCUCCGAACGGGCGACGUCAUCCUCAAAGUCAAUGGUGUCCGCCUGCUCGGCAAGAGCACUGCGCAAGCUUUAGAGAUACUGAGGGCUGCUUCCGGCUUGGUGACUCUUACCGUCUACAGACAGCAGUCCGAGCAAAAUAGUGACUUGUCGGCAAGCCGGGACCAGUUUAACCACUGCAGCCGGGCGGUCGACUCCGACAUCGCGCCGAAAAAUGGAGGCUACGAUCCUCCGUGCACGACUAGGAUUCCGCGACCUUCCUCGUCCUCGCACGACUCGAGCGAACUGAGCGACUCGACCCCACUGCCGCGGAAAUCGUCGCCUCUCGACGCGAAGCAGCAGCCCCUCUGUCCGCUGCCCAGGCCUAGACUGCGUAAUAAGGGCCAGACCGAGCCCCAAGACGUCACUGCGGCGCGUGACCUGGCGGGACACUGUGACUUCGACGUGGUGACCGACGGAAGUGUGUUUGGUGACUUGUACAACGGCACCCGUCGCGAGGAAAAGCCGUCGCGCGACGAUGCCGACGAGCCUGCGGUGGGUGCUGCUCACUGUCGACGCCACAAGUCCGUGGGCGCGCUCGCGCUGGCCGCCAGGUCUUCGGACAACCGCAGCUCGACGCUGGACGAUGACCUGCUGAACGGACUCGCGAGGCACGGCUCGACAGCCGCGGUGCGCUCGUGCUUCAACAGCGUCAUGCUCGCGGGCGGCUUUGGAGACGACGACGACAUCGGCCUCACACGCUGGAGAGACUCGGUGCUCACGGAGGAGUCGGACGACUCCGGGGUGCCCCACUGCAGCCGAGCGCUGGCCACCGAGGCGGGCGAGGCCAAGCUUAUCGACGCGUCGUCGUUAGAGAUUACCAGGGCGCACGUGCAGGAUCGAGGUGUCCGUAUCGCGAAUGCGCAGAUCGAGUGCGUCGCCGUGAAGCUCCAUCGCGGCUGGCACACCAAGCUGGGCUUCAGCCUGCGCGACUGCGAUCCUGACGCCCGCGACACGCCGAAUGCACCUGUCGUCAAGGCCGUCUACGCGGGGAGCCUGGCCUCGAGAGAUGGGCGCAUCCGGCCCGGCGACUUCCUCGUCCAGGUGAACGGUUGCGACUUCAUCGGAUGCUGCGCCAAAGACACCGUGGACUAUAUAAGGAAGUGCAGUGGCACGCUUCAGCUACUCUUUGUCAGGGUGCACAAAUCGGACUUCGCACCUGACCAGCAUUGAAAAAGGCGCAAGAAGAACGCACCAGGCCCCUUCGCCCUCUCCUAUACACCCAUUUCCUUGUUACCCACAUAUUUAUAAACAUGUUACUGAAA
Messenger RNA from Dermacentor andersoni, 1761 nucleotides. RefSeq lists its product as uncharacterized. Lineage: Eukaryota; Metazoa; Arthropoda; Arachnida; Ixodida; Ixodidae. The record is from RefSeq and is a predicted model, not a curated record. Gene Ontology annotation, molecular function: protein binding.